Messenger RNA from Ixodes scapularis (black-legged tick), 1908 nucleotides. RefSeq names its product protein unc-93 homolog A. The transcript is spliced from 4 exons. The record is from RefSeq and is a predicted model, not a curated record. NCBI's taxonomy places the organism in Eukaryota, Metazoa, Arthropoda, Arachnida, Ixodida, Ixodidae. Gene Ontology annotation, molecular function: potassium channel regulator activity. Gene Ontology annotation, biological process: regulation of potassium ion transport; regulation of muscle contraction. Gene Ontology annotation, cellular component: striated muscle dense body; plasma membrane. Bases 209 to 1678 code for a protein of 489 amino acids.
AGAACUUUCGUACGCUCCCCGAAACCCACUUGAGUGUCGCUCGCUUCUGCAUCGAGGUUUAUCUGUCUUAUCUUACGAAGCCGUCGUUCACGCAUUUAUCGCGCACUCCUUCGUGACCACGUCUUCGGCGUCGCCUUCAGCUUCUUAUACCAGGGGCAUCUAAAAGGUUCGUGAAUGAUUGGCACAAACAGGAGACCUGAAAAUUUCCAUGGCGAAAACGACUGAGCAAAUGGAGAUGACCUCGAAGCAACAUUCAAGCCAGAGCUAUGCAGAGAAGGGCGACCACAUCGCAAUGCGCGAGAACACCAAUCUGCAAGACGGUGCGCUUCCUCCCGUGUUAAUUAUGAGCCGAAGGAGCAUCUUCAAAAACGUUCUAGUUGUUAGCUCUGGCUUCCUUCUGUUGUUCACAGCAUUUCAAUCUGUUUCCAACCUCCAGAGCAGCAUCAAUUCGGAGCAGGGUCUUGGGACGUAUACCCUCGCAACCAUCUACGUUGCACUGGUGGUGUCGUGCAUGUUCGUGCCCACGUUCAUGAUUAGCCGGCUGGGUCUCAAGUACACGCUCGUUGUGUCCAUGCUCAUGUACGCGGUGUACUUCAUCGCUAAUUUUUACCCGACGUGGUUCACGAUGAUCCCGGCGUCCAUCAUUCUGGGCCUUGGUGGUGCUCCACUGUGGACAGCCAAGUGCGCUUACCUGACAACCCUGGCUUCCGAGUACGCCCGGCAGACAGGACAAAAGACGGUCGACGUGGUGACGCGAUUUUUUGGCGUUUUUUUCAUGGUUUUCCAGACAGCUCAGAUCUGGGGCAACCUCAUCUCUUAUUAUGUUCUCAAGCCCGGUGGCCCGCCUGCCAACGCCACACUGAACUUUAGCGUCGAAAGCUGUGGGGUGAACUUCGUAACUGCGGAAGAGAUCACGGACAACGCCAACUUACAGCCUCCGGAUAGCUCUAAGUUGUACACAUUGAUGAGCAUCUACACCGUGUGCGCUUUCCUUUCGGCACUCAGUGUACUGGUGCUCCUCGACCCUCUUGCGACGCAGCCGAACGGGGAUACUAAAAAAAGGUCUUCUUUUGGUCUGCUGGUGGAGACCUUGAGGCACAUGCGCAAGCCUUACCAAUGGGCCAUCGUGCCCCUGACAAUCUACAGCGGUGUUGAGCAAGCCUUUCUGGUCGGCGACUUUAAUCAGGCGUAUGUAAGCUGUUCCUUGGGCAUCCAUAACGUCGGCUUCGUGAUGAUCACGUUUGGACUUACAGAUGCUAUUUUUUCGAUGGUGUUUGGGUCUAUCAUCAAAGUCGUUGGCAGGAUACCCAUCUUUGUCUUUGGUGCCAUGGUCAACGCGGCCAUCAUCAUGUUGUUGUACCUUUGGAAAUCAUCUCCCGAAGAGCCUUACGUCUUCUUUAUUAUCGCUGGCUGCUGGGGCUUAGGAGACGCAGUUUGGCAGACCCAAGUGAACGCGUUUUACGGCAUAGUGUUUGCGGACAGCGAGGAAGGGGCCUUCGCCAACUACCGUCUCUGGGAGUCUCUUGGUUUCAUCGUGGCGUUUGCUGUCCAGAAAGUGCUUCUCGUCACUCACAAGCUCCUGUUGCUAACGGUCCUCCUCUCUGCCGGCAUGAUCGGAUACCUCUUUAUUGAAAUACAUCUCAAGCUGAAGAAGCGAAGAAAACUUACGCUACAGUGAUAGGAUAGCAUUCGGGAAGUAAUAAGUAUUUUAAUUUGCCCUUGACGGGGUCCUAUUGACUAACUUUUUUUGACGCAUUCGAGACAAACAGUUCGGUGAACGAUUUUAUACAAUUAUUUUUUUUCACCUAGUACACAUCAUUUAUUCUUCAGCUGUCGGGUGAAGUGGAACCUUUUCAGGGCCGUGUGAUUGGCCGGUGAUGCUAAUAAAGUGAGGUGUAUUUAUUUUAA